AUGACCGGUAAACCAGUUUACAAACCCGAAGAGAUCCGCUUCGCAUUGGACCUUAUGGUUCAGGACCUGUUCAACGAAGAAAUCUCUCUGGCUUUUCGACAACGCUUCGACCGAGAGUUGACUGACAACCAGAUUCGAUAUUUGAGGAACAAGUAUGGAAAGGACCCAGACUAUGGAUCCCCCCUCAUCAAUCGGCCAGCAAACAAGAAGGUCAAACGAAGACGAGCUGCUAUUGCAGCGGCAUCUGUAACAUGUCCUACAUCAGAGGGCUCACCCGGUCCUUCGAAGCGAACAUGCAGAGAGCCAUCCUCUUCAUCAGCUGGACUUUCCCUCUCCCCCCCAGAUCAACGAACAGGACUAUCACAGAUACCACCACUCCAGCUGGAGGAUGACCAGUCUACACUCUUCUCUGCUGCUCCUCAACUUCAGAUACCAAUAUCCCUAUCUCAGUUUGCCAAUAUUUGCUCCCCACCCAGGAACUCUUACACUAUGCCCUCGACUCAAGAUGCAUUCGCUCCUGGGCCUUCAAGCAAUCGCUGGCAAACACAGCCAAACACAACCUUCACUACUGAUUUCACACCUAUCAACACCCAGUUCGGCCAUUACAAUGUCAACACUCAAGGCCGAGGAACUUCGCCAGCUACCAACACGACACUGAGCCCGAGAUCUCUACAACUUCCCCAAGCCCAACCCAUCCACAACGCCAGUUCUACACAACAGCCAGCAUUCAACUCCUUUCUGAAUAUAAGGUUCCCAGUCACUUCUCCCCAGCAAACCGCGCCCCCUCCUGCAGCGUUCCUUACCGAGUCGAAGCAAGAAGUUGUCAAGGAGGAGGAAGAUUCAGCUCAGUUCAGCUGGGAGGAAUACGUAAGAGCAGCUCACCCAGCGGCUGACCCAGCUUCCUCAAACCAGUUGCUAACUCGACACGUUGAAGUUUUAAAUGAGCAACUUCAGCUGUGCCCCCCUGAUGCUGUCAAGGACGAGCACGAAGGGAUUGCACAGAGCUCAUCGGAAGUUGGUCCUGGGGUCAAGCAAGACACCGAAUCGGGUCUGGAUCCAACUACGAUUGACCCACGACUGUUUUCCGCCAAUUAUGAUGAAGAAUUGUUUACAAAGAAGCUUUCUUUCUAA
Messenger RNA from Fusarium venenatum, 1131 nucleotides. RefSeq lists its product as uncharacterized. The record is from RefSeq and is a predicted model, not a curated record. Lineage: Eukaryota; Fungi; Ascomycota; Sordariomycetes; Hypocreales; Nectriaceae.